Messenger RNA from Spathaspora passalidarum NRRL Y-27907, 1242 nucleotides. RefSeq names its product Sfu1p (gene SFU1). Bases 1 to 1242 code for a protein of 413 amino acids. NCBI's taxonomy places the organism in Eukaryota, Fungi, Ascomycota, Pichiomycetes, Serinales, Debaryomycetaceae. The record is from RefSeq and is a predicted model, not a curated record. Gene Ontology annotation, molecular function: DNA-binding transcription factor activity, RNA polymerase II-specific; zinc ion binding; RNA polymerase II cis-regulatory region sequence-specific DNA binding. Gene Ontology annotation, biological process: positive regulation of transcription by RNA polymerase II; negative regulation of transcription by RNA polymerase II. The transcript is spliced from 2 exons.
AUGUCGAACACGGUUUCAGAAGACGCAGUACAGCGACAGCAAAACUCUCCACCUCAACAAAGCACACCUUCGCCCAAUCUUCAAGGAGCUGUUUCUCCUAAUUCAUCGUCUGACGGCCAGCAGUGUUCGAAUUGUGGCACAACAAAGACUCCCCUUUGGAGACGUGCACCAGACGGAAGUCUUAUAUGUAAUGCCUGUGGGCUAUACUUACGGUCAAAUAACACCCAUAGACCUGUGAAUCUCAAACGACCUCCUAAUAUCAUCCCAAUACACAAAGAAGAGGAAGGUUCAUGUAAGGGAGACGGACGUUGUAAUGGUACUGGUGGGUCCGCUGCUUGUAAAGGGUGUCCUGCUUACAAUAAUCGAGUAGUGGUUGCUAAGAAGACGUUGGAUAAGUCUCCUAAAAGUGAAACCACUACUACCAACAAUGGCGGUGAAAAUAAACGCAAGAGCCCGGAUACAGCAAAUGCAGGCGAAGAUUCACUUGCCAUUGCCUGUUUCAACUGUGGUACGACCAUCACUCCACUAUGGAGAAGGGACGACUCGGGGAAUACUAUUUGUAAUGCAUGUGGAUUAUUUUAUCGAUUGCAUGGGUCGCAUAGACCUAUACGAAUGAAGAGAACGACCAUUAAACGAAGAAAAAGAAAUAUUCAUCAAGCAGAUAAAAGAGAAGGAAGUGAAGACGUCCACAGCGAUGCUCAAACCCCUACAUUGGCAAAACUGGAAAUGAUGUCGCCUGCUCUAGAACUAACACCAACACCACCACCAUCUAUAAUUGGCAGACUCCCACCGCUCGAUUACCCUAGACCACACUCAGCAUUCCAAAGGCCAACCCCACCGCCACACUUUCAACAAGGUGCACCUGCACCCUUCCCCUCUCAGUCAUUCUAUCCACCUUACACUGGAGAAGGUAAAAUCCCCAAUGGACCAGGUCCGCUACCGGGGCCUUCUCCAUUUGGCCACUUUUCCCAAAUUGCAAUGUUACCACCACCCUCGCUGCCUCAGGUUGCAACUAAUUUCGAACAAAUAAAACUUCCCGCAUUAAAGCUUGAUCUGAAAUCUCCAGUUCCUAAACCAGAGGUCAAGGGAAAAUGUUGCGACUCAUGUAGCGGCAAGAAGAGCACCACUCCUUUAGCGAUUGAUUUCACAUCAAGCUACAAACAAGAAAAGAAAGAUACAGACAGUGGUAUAGAUAAUAAGAGAAAAGCUGCAUUGUCAAUAGGUGGAUUAUUGAAUGGUUAA